This is a messenger RNA of Marmota flaviventris (yellow-bellied marmot), 546 nucleotides long. Lineage: Eukaryota; Metazoa; Chordata; Mammalia; Rodentia; Sciuridae. The record is from RefSeq and is a predicted model, not a curated record.
AUGGGGCUGGAGACUGUGCGCAAGACCCACCUCAACCCACCAACUCGGGGUGGCUAUGUCCCUAUCCUGGCUAUCCAGAACCUCCGCUCUUUCAACUCCUUUGCUGAUGCAAGCAAGGGUGAUGACCUGCUUCCUCCUGGCUGUGAGGACUAUAUUCACAUAAUAAUUCAACAGAGAAAUGGCAGAGAGACCUUUACUACUGUCCAAGGGAUCGCUGAACCUGGGGAAGGUGAAUUGUGUCCAUCUACAAUUAAAAAUUUUUUUAGUAAGGAAAAGAAGAAAUAUGCCUGCAAGUGUACCAUAAUCGAACUUCCAAAGUAUGGAGAAGUAAUUCAGCUGGAGGAUGACCAGCCCAAAAACACAGGCCAGUUCCUGCUAGAGACUGGACUGGCUAAAGGCCAGCAGGGGAAGGAUUGUGGGUUUUGGGGGGGGGGGAACACCCGUAUUGCCCCUGGGGAGGAGCCUGCCUUCAGGGGUAAAGGUGAGAAGACUGGAAGUGACUGCAGCCGGCUUGGAAGGAGACGGGCGGCUGCCGUGCUAACCUGA